Molecule: messenger RNA, 789 nt
Organism: Diaporthe citri
Lineage: Eukaryota; Fungi; Ascomycota; Sordariomycetes; Diaporthales; Diaporthaceae
Exons: 1
Coding region: 1-789 (262 amino acids)
Source: RefSeq, a predicted model, not a curated record
AUGGCUCUAGAUAGCUCGCAAUAUGACUCCUUGGUCGCGGAGUACGAGACCUCCCUGAACCUCCCCUCUCGCCGCUGCAACGUGGCAAACCUCUUCGCCAAUCUCGGUGAUAUCCGAGGCCUGAGGAUCCUUGACCUGUCAACAGGGACAGGUUACUUUGCUCGAUCCAUGGCCAAAUUUGGCGCGAGCAAAGUCAUUGGCGUGGACAUCAAUACCGGAAUGCUGGGGAAAGCCAAAGAGCUCAUUGCUGCCGAUCCCGCGCUGCCAAAAGAUGUGAUUGAGCUCGAGCUCGGUGAUGUCUUUAGCCCGCUCAGCUUGAAGAGUGCCGACCCUGGCUCGUUCGACGUCGUCGCGGGUGUCUGGAGCCUCAACUACGCUGGGAACCAGGCCAUGAUGAACCAGGCAUUCGAAAAUAUUACAAAGUACCUCAAGGACGGUGGAAGAUUUGUUAGCAUCAUCCCCAGUAAGGUAGCACACGGCAAUCCCGACAAAUGGCCUGGGAUGGACAACAAGACUGGGUGGUAUGGCGUGCGCAGAAGGAUUAUCGGGGAAGUAGAGAAUGGUUUUCGGCUACGGUUGAACUUCCUGACGGAUCCGCCCCUAGAAUUCGACUGUUAUGACCUUGAUCACGCCGUUUAUUUCAAGGCUGCGGAGGCUGCGGGCCUCAAGGACGUCAAGACAGAUGCGAAGGAGAAGAUCGCGCCCCCGUUCAAGGAAGGCGAGGACCAAUCCUACUGGGACGCAUAUCUACAAUGGCCACUCUUUGAUGUUAUCACUGCGACCAAAUGA